Messenger RNA from Microplitis mediator, 2075 nucleotides. It is a transcript of the gene Herp, whose product is annotated as homocysteine-responsive endoplasmic reticulum-resident ubiquitin-like domain member 2 protein. The transcript has 5 exons. The coding region runs from base 444 to 1841 and encodes 465 amino acids. Lineage: Eukaryota; Metazoa; Arthropoda; Insecta; Hymenoptera; Braconidae. Gene Ontology annotation, biological process: endoplasmic reticulum unfolded protein response. The record is from RefSeq and is a predicted model, not a curated record. Gene Ontology annotation, molecular function: protein binding.
AACACACGCACACAUGUCUGUGUAAUAUAUAUUUUUUAAUACCUUAUUACAUACAUAACAGUGGUAACUAUCAUGAAUACAAUCUGUAAAACAGUCUAUCUGCCUUUUUCGUUGUCGUAUUAUCGUAUUUGUCGCUUUUAGUAGACGUUAUUAUAUUAGACAGUUCCUUUAUUUUUUUUAAAUAAAGAAAUAUAAAAAUAAUAUACGUCAAAAAAUCUUAUCAUAUAUCUGCUUCAUGAACGAUAAAUAAAUCGACUUCAGUUACAUCGCUGACUUAUUUAUAUAUACAUUUACAUCAGUCAUCAAUUUAAAGUAAAUAAAAAACUUUAUCCGAUUGAUUUAUAAAUUUGAGCUGACGUGGAAAAUUAUAAAAGCUUAUUGUUGGUGUCGGUAUAUUCCGAGUUUUUUUUUUUUUUUCUUGAAUUAUUUUUUUUUUCUACACAAUGGAUAAAAUUAAUAAUGAUGAGGAUACAGUAAUUAGAUUACUUAUCAAAGCACCAGACCAACAAAUACAUGACCAAAUUAUCAACUGUCAACUUUAUUGGAAUGUUGGACAACUCAAGGAACAUCUUCAUGAAGUUUAUCCAAGUAAACCUAAAAAAGAAGAUCAAAAAAUAAUAUAUUCUGGUCAAAUGUUGGUUGAUUCAAUGAUAUUGAAAGAUGUAUUCAAUCAAAAUUAUAAUUUAGAAGAAGAAUUAUUUAUUGUACACUUGGUUUGUCCAUCAAAAUCAUCGGGUGCGUCAACUUCAGGUUUACAAAUGUCUUCAAGUAAACCAAUAAGUGAUAAACGAAAUUCAAAUGACAAUGUCAAUAAUUCACAAUCUUUAUCGUCAUCAACAUCUACAACGUCAUCAAUAACGUCGCCGUUAACGUCGUCAUCAAUACAUACUAAUCCACCAGGAAUACAAAUGUCUCCAAUCCAGCAAUAUUACACUCAAUUAAAUACUCAACAAUUAGCAUGGAUGCAACAGGCUUACGCUCAAUAUUUGAAUCAAUAUAUGCAGUUAAUGGCUUCACAAGGGAUUCAAUUGCAAUCAGUGCCUUAUGCUCAGCCAUCAAAUUUGAAUACAUCAAAUAUAUUAAAUACAAGAGAUAAUAUUAAUCCUUCUUCAACUUCUGCAAGUACUUCGAGUACAGUAAACCCUGGUACUCCUUCUACAUCCAAUAGUAAUGUUGGAGUAGGUAGUCAAAAUCAAACACGUACACAGCAAGAUAAUAAUGAAGUUAAUGGACGAAACAAUAAUAAUAAUAAUAAUAAUAAUAAUAAUAAUAACAACAAUAUAAAUAAUAAUAAUGCUGGUGAAGACAAUGAAGCAGCAUUAAAUCGCGAUUGGUUAGAUGUAUUUGAUGUAUUCGCACGUGUCGUGGUACUGUCUAGUAUAGUUUAUUUUUAUUCAUCACCAUCGAGAUUUCUUAUUGUUACAUUCCUUGGAUUCGUUAUUUAUCUGAUACAAGGAGGUUUUUUCCGUGGACAACAAGUGUAUCUUACAGACAAUAAUGGCCGUGCAGAAAAUAAUAAUAAUGUUAAUAUCAAUAAUAAUAAUAAUGUUAAUGAUAAUGGAGGUGUUCAAGAAAAUAAUGUCAAUAAUCAAGGAAAUGAACCUGUAGCUGGACUAUUAGAUCAACAACCACAAUUACGCCAGAGAUUAAAUGUACAACAAUCAAGCAACACUGCAAAUACUAAUAAUAGUACAAACACAAAUGAAACAAAUAAUAACCAGGAAACAAGAACUAUCAACCAAAAUGAUGAUAAUGAAAGACCUGGUGCUUUAGCGUUCACAUGGACAUUCUUUAGUUCAUUUUUUGCUUCAUUAAUACCAGAACAGCCACAUGUUCUAUAAAUCAGUUAAAUAUUUAUUUAAAUUAUAAGUAAUGUCAUUUGAAAUUGAUUGUUAUUUAUUCGUGUUUCUAUUAUUGAUAUAUUUAAAUAUAUGUGCUAUUGCAAUUUUUUGAAUUUUUGGCACCAAAUAAUUCAAGACCCAAAGAGAAAAUAUAUAUAUGUAUAUAUAUAUACUUUUACGUAAAUUUAAUUUAAAUCUUUGUUCUCAAAUUGCCAGUUUUAUUAGUGAUAAAUU